Molecule: messenger RNA, 1935 nt
Organism: Sitophilus oryzae (rice weevil)
Lineage: Eukaryota; Metazoa; Arthropoda; Insecta; Coleoptera; Curculionidae
Exons: 5
Coding region: 508-1020 (170 amino acids)
Source: RefSeq, a predicted model, not a curated record
CUUUUUCUAUUUACUUUUUUACUAUCCGAAGAUUUAAAGGGUCUUUUAUAAAUCCAUAAACCAACUCAAUACCAAUUCACACAUAUCUACGGUACGAGUACGCGUGCCUAUCGGUCAAGUAGGCCACGCCUGGCAUACAUUUCCUCAGUCCCUUGCAUGCGUCAUUUUUCAACGGUUCGAGUCGCUUUCGGCGUCGCGGAAAAAACAGCGUCGCGUAGCGUCGGUCCUCGAUUGUUUAUCAGUUCGAUUUUCCGUGGGGAUGGCGUGUAUGACGCGUUCAAGUUGCGUUAUUAUGAAUUCGAAAUAAAUUCAACGUUUUUAUUUCUUGUCUUACUUUUAUGUUGUUAUAAAAAAAACAUUGGCAAACAUUGUUGUUAAAUGAAGUGAAGGACGUAUUUGUAAAUAACUCUGUUGAUUUUUUCACCAUCUUAAAGGGAGUUGGAUAAAAGUAUAUUUGUUAAAGUUAUUGGACCAGAGCAAGUCAUUUCCACCUGGACAAGAUGAAAAAUGAUGACGUCGUCGGGUCCAGCGGUUUGCGUUGUACUACUUUACCUUGGUGUGUCCAGCGUUUUGGCCACGCCAUCUGUCGGCAAAGAACUGAAGUACGAAGAGUACAAUGUCGAACACGAGAUAUCCACCACGGAAGCUAGGAACAACGCUCUUAGUACCGAUUUGAAUGCCAUAAUUGUACCAGCCGGUUGUCAGGAAUGUACCAAAGAAGAAAUACAAUAUUGUGGUUCAAAUUUAAUUAGUGAUCAUUGUUGCUGUGACAAACGAUUUCAUGAAUAUUUGCCAUAUAUCCCCCACACGUGCUACAUUGGCACCCAACUUUGCACCCCAGUAGCCACAGAUUGUAACGAAUACACCAGACUAAGGAUAUGUUGCUGUGAUAAAUACUUAUUACAAAAAUGGAGGCACAAAUAUGGAGCUAGUACAGCUCCCUCUACAAGCACCAAAAAUAUUUUAGUUAUAUUACCAAUAUUAUUAAGUGUUGUACAUAUUUUUGUAUAUUUACUAUAAAAAAUACAUCACCUAUGGCUUUAAAGCAUUUGCCGUGCUAUAAAUUGUAUAAAUUUAACUUUAAAAUACCGAGUGUUCAUUAAAAUUUUACUCUAAAUUCGUUUCAAAAUGUUUCUUUCACAAAUUUCAUUUAAAUUUUAAUAAUUACUGAACUAAAAAUCAUUUAAAAAAAUAAUUAUAAUAUCAUUUUCACUCAUGUUUCUUAAAUUGCAUAUAUAACAAAGAUCUUUAUUAAAAAAAUGAUAAGAUUUUUAUGAACACUAUUCUAUAUUAUGGCUUUAAUAUGCUAUAUAAAACAGCGUGUUUUAUUUUUAUUUCUCGACUUAAUAGAUCUAACAGAACAUUCUUCUUAUGUGAUAAUUUUGGCAUUACGAUUAUACCCUACAUAUAAAAAUAAAAGUUAGUAUAUAAAAUAAUUCUGUAUAUUUCAAUAAGCAGAUGCAAAUAUAUUUUUUCUAAAGUAAAUACAAUAGUUACUUCACUGUAGAUGUACAACUAUCAUUUUUCAGUUUUGUUGUAAUACAUGUAUAAUCAAAAAGUAUUAUUAUUACUUAAUUUUAUAUUUAUAUGCACACAGACUACAUAAAUAAAUUUUGAUACAUACAUUUUUUUUUGAAUGAUCAAACAAAACUAUGUAAUUAUAUUUAAAAUUGCAACAGAUAUAUAGAGUAUGAUCGAAAAAAAUACGUCAAGGUUGCUUGGAACUGAAGAUCGAUGAUAUUCAUCAAAUAAUUUUGCAUUUAAAAUGACAACCAUCUUCAUUUCCAAGCUAACUCUGACGGCGUUUUUUUUUCGAUCGACUGGAAUAUGUAUACUUUUUACGUAAUUAUUUAAUUUAAACUUGCUAGUAAUUUAUUGUUUGACUAUUAAUUAUUGUAAAGUUGAUUUUAUGUUAAAAUAAAUUUUGGAAAAACU